Molecule: messenger RNA, 1239 nt
Organism: Elaeis guineensis (African oil palm)
Lineage: Eukaryota; Viridiplantae; Streptophyta; Magnoliopsida; Arecales; Arecaceae
Product: calmodulin-binding protein 25
Biological process (GO): response to osmotic stress
Cellular component (GO): nucleus
Molecular function (GO): calmodulin binding
Source: RefSeq, a predicted model, not a curated record
GACCCCCUCGCCAUUCCAAACCCCCCUCCCUCUUCUUCUUGCUCGAGACAUCGCCAUCUAUUCUCUCCCUAAUUCGAUCGAAAUCCCUUCGGUUGGCCUCGAAAUGCGGUGAUACGCACCCUCCCUCGAAGCCAUACUCCUCCAAGUUUUUCUCAGAUCGGAGAUUGAGAGAGAGAACGAGACGAUGUCGGAGAACUGCGCCGCCGCCGCCGCCAUCGAUCCGUGGGCCUGGUUCUCCAACGUCUCCGCAAGCGAAACCGAAGCUCUCACGAGAGCCCUCCAGAUCUCCAUUUGCGGCAUCGACUCCACCGUCUCCACGCCCUCCCCAGUGUCCGUCGAUGCCCUCUCCUCAUCCCCCUCCUCACUGCUUAUAGAUCUUAUCAAGCCUGAGCCCACCGUCUCUUCCUCCAAUCCCCACUUGGGCUUGAAGCGACCGGCGGUGACAGCGCCGCCGGCGACGGGGCGGAUCUCGAAGAAGAAGCCGCGACCGUCAAAGCGGUGCCAGACUACGUACAUCAACGCGGACCCGGCCAACUUCCGCCAGAUGGUCCAGCAGGUCACCGGAGUCCGGCUCGGCGACGCCAAGCUCCCGGUCGAGCCGGUAUUGAAGCCCGAGCCGCAGCGGGCCGCGGGGAGUCGGACCGCGAUCCUGUCUCAGAGUUGCCUUCCGACGCUGGACACCUCGGCUUUUUGGUUGGACCGGGCCGGGAUCGACGUGCCGCAGCCGGCGGCGCUGGGUUCGACUGGACCGGUGCUGGACGCACAUCCCGGGUUUGAGUUCGAACCGUUUCCAGGCUUCCCGACUCUGGAGUCCUGGGGAGUCAUGUAGGCGAGGGCAGUAGAGAGAGAAGAACCAAUAAAUCGUUUUUCCCCUUUUUCUUGUAUUUUAUGGGGCGGUUUAGUUUUGGGUUCCUAGAGAGUUUUUUUUUUUUUGCUUUCUUUUUCUUUGCUGUACAUGCAGUGGAGCGGGGGUUAGACCUCUGCUUUUUGUUGGCUGUUCUACCAUGAAUAGUACGGUAACCUUUUAACUACAUAUAAUUAUAUUAUAUUGCUAUUGUUAGUCAUGAUUUUAACUCGAGUACUAGAUCGCGUGGCGGGAUGGCUAUCUUGAGAAAUCGGACAGCUGUGUAUGUAUUUGUGGUUCUUUUUGUUUGAUAGCUGACUAUUUAUUUAUUUUUGAUCGUCUGUGUACUGUGUAAGAUUCGAACUUCCAGAAGUAUGAAAGGUUUAUAUUUUCUA